AUAAAGGGAAGGGUCUAGAAACUGAUGAGUUAGCAAAUGAGGAGUGGAGGGUCUCACAAGAGGCAAAUGAAGGUCAUUCUGUUAAGCUUGAUGCGAAUUAUCACACUAAGGGAUUUUAUCACACAUGGAUAGUAUAUAUAGUGAACUAGGAGUUAUUUCUGAUUUUUAUGUGAUUGGUGAAGUUGUUAUUCUUCUCUCCCAAACUCUCUUUUCACAUCUCUAAUUCCUUUUGUAUUGCAACUAUGAUUCCUAUCAUAGCUUUAUUUCCUAUUCAAUUUUAGUAUCAUUACAUUGGUGCUUUCAUUCUCACCAUGGCAGAGUAUGUGAAGAACAUCGCCGAAAAAGAUCGAUGGGAUCGAUGGGAGAAAAUGCACGCUCGCAACAAUGCUGCUUUCGACAGAAUCAUCUCCAAAUUGGAGAUUCUACUUCAACACUACAACUGCUCGCCGAGCUCUUCCCAUGGUGCAUCGAACUCACCCAAAUACAUCCCUACACCAGAACCGUUGAAUACCAAUUUAUUGAUGCAUGAUGAAUUUCGUUUAUCUGCAAAACAGAUCGAGGUUCCUUCUGUUAGUGAGCAGAAAUUAUUGCAAGAAGAAAUUGUUGCUUCCAAAUCGGCGAACAAAACUCUCUUAGUUUCAGAUACAAUUGUUCCCUCCAUGGCACCAAUCGUGAAUCAUGUUGUAACCAAGGACACUGCCCUGCCUUCUUCGGAUGCAUUUCUUCCAUUCUUGGAACCGAUUCUGGAACCUGAAUCUGUCUGUGAGACGAAAAUGGUGGAAACAGUGACGCCGACAUGUGAUGUCGAUAACGAUGUUGGAAAACUCGCCAUAAUAGAGUCAUUCACGAGGAUUCAUGGAACACCAAGACAGAGGGAUCGACGAUUCACUAAAAUUGGUUUGGAGGUUACUACAGAGACAAUGGCCUUGAUUUCACAGCACGAGCCACAAGAUAACGAGUCAAUUUCAGAAUGGCUAUGUACAGCAAAAUCACCAUAUCCAAUAAUAAUGUUGUCUAGCUCGAUACAAACAAGCCUUUCUCAUGCUCGACGAAAUGUCUCAAUGAAGUCGCUGCUGCCAAAACCACCAGAUUGGACCUAUCGCACAAUAUCGAAUCCUCCACAGCCACCUGCACCACCUGAUCAGACAAGCUGUGUAGUUGCUACCAGGUCUAUAUGCUAUUUUCAGUGGACAAAGAAUAGAAAGUUGAAAACUCAAAGACGUGUAUGCGGCUAUAAAAUCUUCACUGGAUGGAAGCAACAAAAGCUGCUGUCAAGUUUGUUUUUUCAUGUGUCAGGGGAUUAUCAUUCUUCUUUGGUUCAACUUUGGAGGAAUUUUAGAGAGGAAAAUAUAUCAAUUGAAGAGUUUGUGUUUGCUCUAAAGGUUGUUAGCCAUUGCUUGCUUACUGAUGCAAUGAGUAUUUGGCAGGAGAAAUAUUAUGAAGCAAUCAUUGCAUGCCGGAGAGCAUCAAAUGAUUUUAGGACUCACAAAGGAGAGACUCGUUCAUCAUGUUCACCGUGGUUGGAUCGAGAGUAUUGGUACCGGAUUGAAUCACACAUUAAUGACAUUCUCAUGAUAUGGAAAGAUCAGUUGGUCCAUUCAUUCAGUGACUUUUAUGCACACUAUGGCAGCAUUCACAAAGCUUGUGACCUAUUUCAUGAUGUGAAGAAGAAGGAUAUGAUAGCAUACUAUUCUGCAAUGACUUACAACUGUGAAAUGAAUGCCAACAUGAUUGAUGAGUUAAUUGCACCAAUAGUUGGCAAGGGAGUUGGCCUAAACUACACCACUUGUAUUGGAAUUGUCAUUGUUGUGCCUCUUGAAGAUGUUGCUGCUUCAUUAAUUCAAGUUCCGUGCCUGACUUAUUUUUAUGUUGCUUUUACUACACUAGUACAUUUACUGAGUGUACACACUUCAAUAAUGCCAGCUGUUACAAAUGUUGAGAUGGUAGGAAUGCUUGGAUCUUGGUCACAAAGUGCAAAGCUUGAUCUACUUUGUGUUCAUCUUAUUGUUUUUCCAUGGCACUCCAAGAAAUGGGAUCCGGGUGGAUUGUCUUUUGGCGCGGUGUGCUUUGCUUUGAACUUGGAAGUCAUAUGGAAAUAUGUUGCUAUCAUCCAAUUGUAUUCUCUAGUCCAUAAAGAAGGCAUACUUAACUUGGAGCUUACUUUAGGAGUUACUACUCUCAGUCAACACCUUUAUCUUAAUUUCAACCUUGAGGACAAGGUUGGUUUUAAAGGGGAUGGUAUUGUAAGGAGACAAAAUAAAGGGAAGGGUCUAGAAACUGAUGAGUCAGCAAAUGAGGAGUGGAGGGUCUCACAGGAGGCAAAUGAAGGUCAUUCUGUUAAGCUUGAUGCGAAUUAUCACACUAAGGGAUUUUAUCACACAUGGAUAGUAUAUAUAGUGAACUAGGAGUUAUUUCUGAUUUUUAUGUGAUUGGUGAAGUUGUUAUUCUUCUCUCCCAAACUCUCUUUUCACAUCUCUAAUUCCUUUUGUAUUGCAACUAUGAUUCCUAUCAUAGCUUUAUUUCCUAUUCAAUUUUAGUAUCAUUACAUAAUCA
Molecule: messenger RNA, 2553 nt
Organism: Trifolium pratense (red clover)
Lineage: Eukaryota; Viridiplantae; Streptophyta; Magnoliopsida; Fabales; Fabaceae
Exons: 2
Coding region: 312-2405 (697 amino acids)
Source: RefSeq, a predicted model, not a curated record